This is a messenger RNA of Ramularia collo-cygni, 960 nucleotides long. Its product is annotated as related to 3' exoribonuclease family protein. NCBI's taxonomy places the organism in Eukaryota, Fungi, Ascomycota, Dothideomycetes, Mycosphaerellales, Mycosphaerellaceae. Gene Ontology annotation, cellular component: cytoplasmic exosome (RNase complex); nucleolus; nuclear exosome (RNase complex). Bases 1 to 960 code for a protein of 319 amino acids. The transcript has a single exon. The record is from RefSeq and is a predicted model, not a curated record. Gene Ontology annotation, biological process: poly(A)-dependent snoRNA 3'-end processing; nuclear mRNA surveillance; rRNA catabolic process.
AUGCAGGCCGACAGACGACGUCUCAAUGCUCCAGCAGGUGGUACCGCACCUCCUAUUUUUGCUGCAUCUCAAGGAGCUAAGAUUGAGAAGCCAAUUCGGGCGCGACAAUCGGACGAACAUCGCAAAAUCUUCCUCCGGACUGGAGUAGUGCCAACCGCGAGCGGGAGCGCGUAUUAUGAGAUACCGCCCCUCACUCCAACCAGCUCUAACAAAAUACUCAUUCCUUCUUCAUCAAGUUUGAAAAUCACAUGCACGGUUCACGGACCCAGGCCUUUACCGCGAAAUGCUGCCUUCAGUCCCAACAUGCUCUUGACAUCUCACAUCAAAUUCGCACCAUUCGCCACACGCCAGAGACGAGGCUAUGUGCGGGAUGCCGCCGAGCGGGAUCUGGGAGCCCAUUUGGAGACUGCAUUACGGGGAGUGGUCAUUGGUGAGAGAUGGCCGAAGAGUGCCUGUGAGGUCGUAAUCACUGUCUUGGAGGGCGAGGAGGACGGUUGGUGGGGAGAUGCGGGCGAGGGAGGGAAGGCGGGAGGAUGGGGGAUGAUGAACGUUCUGGCCGGGUGUAUCACGGUGGCGAGUGCCGCUCUCGUCGAUGCAGGAAUUGAUUGCGUGGAUUUGGUAUCUGGAGGUGUCGCGGCUCUUACUGGACCUGCUUCCUCCGACAACAACGACUUUGUGCUUGAUCCAUGUCCUUCGGAGCAUGACAUUCGCGCGGCUUGUGUGGUUGGCUACCUGCAGUCAAGGGACGAAGUUACCGAGAUGUGGAUGAAAGGCGACGCAGGAUCGCAAGCCGAAACAUUAAUCGACAAAGCUGUAAAUGCCGCCACAUUGACCCGUACUGUCUUGGCCGAAGCCAUCAAGGAGGCUACAGAGGCGAAGAUUGCUCGAUCGGCAGAGCCCGUAGAUGAUACGCCGGCUGCAGGCAAACGCAAGSCUGAUGAUGUUGCAAUGACUGGAUGA